AUGCCGUCCUCUUUCUACGCCCUCGCCCUGAGCAAGUUUUCUGCCGACUACAUCAACGAGUACCCGUUCCUCCAGCACCCGACCACGGCCAACGAAAACCAAUGGGCAACGGGGGCAGCAGCAGCCAUCUCGGGGCACCAGACGGCCGCCUUCAUUCACCACCCGCGGAACCACGCCCAGGGAAUCACCCAGUCCCUGAAAGAUCAGGGCGUCACGCCCUCAAAGUCGCAGAACCAGGUCCAGGUCCAGGUCCACCUGGCAUUCCUGAGGGAUGCCUACGAGAACGCGCAGUGGCACCACCCCCACCCGUGGACGUCUUGA
This is a messenger RNA of Colletotrichum graminicola M1.001, 321 nucleotides long. RefSeq lists its product as uncharacterized. The transcript has 3 exons. The record is from RefSeq and is a predicted model, not a curated record. NCBI's taxonomy places the organism in Eukaryota, Fungi, Ascomycota, Sordariomycetes, Glomerellales, Glomerellaceae. Bases 1 to 321 code for a protein of 106 amino acids.